AUGGGAGUUAUGCUUGAUUCUCAUCUUCAACAGUUAGACCGCGUUUUAAAGAUUAAAAACAAUAGUGUUCACUUUAUUCAUUUAAGAAAUGCAGGAACUUUGAAUGAUAAAAGUUCUUUAGAUGAGAGUACUUAUGAAAAACUUGCUGAAGAAACACUGGACUCAUUAGCAGACUUCUUUGAGGAUCUAGCAGACAAGCCUUUUACGCCUGAAGAUUAUGAUGUCUCCUUUGGGAAUGGAGUUUUGACAGCUAAACUAGGUGGAGACAUGGGAACCUAUGUAAUCAACAAGCAGACACCAAACAAACAGAUUUGGCUGUCUUCUCCCACUAGUGGGCCCAAACGUUAUGACUGGACUGGAAGAAACUGGGUGUAUUGUCAUGAUGGAGUAUCCCUGCAUGAACUACUAGCAGUGGAACUCUCAAAGGCACUAAAAACUAAAAUCGACUUAUCUCCCUUGGCAUACUCUGGAAAAGGUGGUACUUGAUCAUUUUCUACCUCAAAGAAAUCAAAAGACUUUGGCCUGUUGUCCCUUUUUGGUGUAUAGUUUGUAAGGUUAACACCUUGAUCUACUUCCAUCUUCAUAUUUUUUGUUUUAACUUCACUAUGUUGUGUAACAAUAAUGUGACCAUAAUAUAUUUUUCUUAUUCCUAUAUGUUUGUGUUAGUGUGUGAAUUUGUGUUUGUUAUAUGGGUUGUUUUGUGUGUGUGUGUGUGUGUGUGUGUCACUGCAUUCAAAAUUCAAAGCUAAUUAUGGCAUUGGACAUUGGUUGUCCCAGCCAUGUUCUGACCAUCUGGUUGGUGAUUCAUCAGUAAUGCACAGAUGAGAUCUCGUGACCAAAGACAACGGUGCUACUCGUGUUGGGCCCUUACCCUAGUUCAAUUAAAAUCAAUUAAAUUAACUGCAGCGGGGGAGAAGAGAUAUUAAGGUAAUAUUUUAUGUAAGAGCCUAUUGUGCUUAAAAGGAAAUGGAAAUGUUUUUAUUUUCCGUAACAGGUGUAAUAGGUGUAAUUUUCUUCUUAAAAUAUCAUGGGAUUUAAUCUGCAAUUCACAUUUCUGCCUUUUUCCCUUCAAUUUUUCAGGCUUAUUCUUUUAAACUAAACUUCCAGCUACCAAUUCUGCUUUCAGCAGGGGUCUAAGUAGUAAAAAAGAGUGUAAUAUUUUUGUUUAAAAAUGAUACAUUCAUAGUUGUAGAAAAAAGGAUUUUUUUUUACCUUUUCUCUAUUUCCUUUUGCUAUGAGUAUCUUCAUAAAGUAACCAUACAUUGCUUAAUAAUAUUAAUGAUAUAUUUAUGUCAAGUGAGGGUGUUCUAUUCCAAUAGAAAUAAGCCAAGCCAAGCCAAGUUUGGCAUAGCUCAUGAUGCACGUCUCAUGUUGUUGAAGUGAGGCACAAGGCCAAAGGCAAAGAGAUAACACAAGGCAUGCACUGAAACCCUGUUGUGUUAUUCCUGCCUUCUUAGGACUGAGAAACUGGAGCCUUCGGACUAGCUGAGAAAUGUAAAAAAAAGACAAAAAUAGGUGAUUUACUCGAGAUAUCACACCCAAAUAAUUUAUAAAGAAAUCAUUUAAUAAGUGACAUUCAAACCUUUGACACUAUAAAAGUUGCUUUAUUGUAACAAUAGUUAUUCCUUUUCAAAAAUUGUAUGUAAAAAGGAGCCCAAAUUUUCUGUCAUAUUUGCAAGACCAAGCCACAUGUAUGUAAGCUUUUAGCAUUAUAUUAAAAGAGACCUGAUACAGAUUUUGAAAUGCAAUGUUUUCUUGGCUUCUGAGUUCCCCUGACAACUUCCUUGUGUUUAUUAAAAUGACACGACUGCCUGUUUGGCUAAUACUGUUACUUUUGUGAUGUGUCGUUGAACAAUAUGUAAUAAAUAUACAGUAUUCUUAGGUGGCAUUGCCCAUUAUUUGGAAUUAAAAUGAAAUUCUUGAUACCAACUCUUGCCUGCUAUUAA
Molecule: messenger RNA, 1946 nt
Organism: Pelodiscus sinensis (Chinese soft-shelled turtle)
Lineage: Eukaryota; Metazoa; Chordata; Testudines; Trionychidae
Source: RefSeq, a predicted model, not a curated record